AUGUCUGGCUCUGAAAAUGGCAUUCGACCCCAUUUACAUCCCACACAGUCAUUUACCAGGAUGGAAAGCUCAGAUCUGAAGUCUGGAGACUCGACUCCUGUCGCCUCAGGCAAAGAGGGGCAGACAACCGGGCCCGACGUGUUCGAAAGACGCGGUUCGGCAGACUCGAAUAUGGCUGGCGAUGGACAGGCGGAUGAAGGCUUUGUCCUGUCACGCAGUCUGCAGGACCCCUCAGAGGAGCUUCCGAUUGAAUUAAUCAGCCUAGCAGAUCGAUUCGUAAAUUCUUUGAGCGCCAAAGUACACAGCUCGCCUCCGACGAUCGACAAGAUCUCCGAGCUCUUCCAGGUCUUCUACAGCCGCGCCGAAACCCACAUAGCCACCCACAUAUCCGCCCUCAUAACUCGCAUCAACCGCGAUCUCUCGCCCCAAGUCCCCGCAAACCCUCCACGUGGAAGCGCGUUGUCAAAGUUGACAAACAAGCGCUCUCAGGAUGAUGUCCGACAAACGGUUUCUGGUCGUCAAAUGCUGACCGCGUCAGAGGUGGCUGAAAAGCGCAAAGCUCGCAAGGAUCUUGAAAACAAGCGAAGUGCCCUGGAAGAAGCCGCAGAGCGCAGGGUCUGCGAAUUGGUCUACGAUAAAAUUUGGAGGCACAAGAGCACACUGGAUGAUGUGCGAGACGAGAAGCUGCGCUCAAAGACUGCAGCAUUGCUGUUGGUUGGUAUUAAUCUGAAGGACCUUGGCAUUGAGAUAGAUCUCGAGUCCAUCGAAGAGCAGAAGCAGGAUGAGGCGAACGAGUUUCUCGCCCAGGCACGAGAAUGCCUCGCAAAGAUGGACGACUAUAAGUAUCCCCUUGGGAAGCUUCAGCAGCUAGCAGCGGCUCACAAGGCCAUUGUUGAUGCCCUCACUAAAAUUCUGCCGUCGUCCUCCUCGGCAGACGAAAUCCUUCCCACCUUGAUCUAUUCGCUUGUGACAUGUCCGCCUGAAGGGAUUAACAUUGUCAGCAACUUGCUCUUUAUUCAACGGUUCAGGUCCUCAAGUAAAAUUGACGGUGAAACAGCUUACUGUCUGACCAAUCUUGAAGCUGCUAUUAGCUUUUUGGAAAAUGUCGAUCUCUCUACACUGCGCGCCGAUGAGCUACAAGACGGCCCGCUCAAAACCCCCGAAGCAACCACGCCAUCUGCGGAACAUGUUGAUCCUUUCCGGCCAUCAAAGGAAACGACCACUUCAUCUGUUUCAGCUGUCUCAGCAUCACCGGAACUGGCCAAGCCAGAGACCAAGGAGCCUGCAUCAACAUUGCCGAGACCUCGUCUUACUACAACCCCACAGCAACGACGUCUGAGCAACCUUUUCCAACCUCCUGCCAAAGUUCUUGGUGCUGCAAAUGACGCCGUCCGUACCACCGCGGAUCAAGGCCUGAAAAACAUCGGUGCCACCCUGGACAGCAGUUUCAACUUCUUAUUCGGUCGUCUGAAAGAAAUGCAAACCAACCAAGGGCCGAACACAGAAGGAACCGGACCAUUGCUCCCAAAAACACUGGCAGAGGCCCGACGUCUAGUGUCAUUACCGCCUGCCUCCUCCUCCAAUCAAAGCCUAACCCAAGGAGAAUUGGCGGCGAUCAACUCUGUCUCCGUGAACGAAAGCACACCGCCACGCAGCAGCUCAAGGCUCGCCGAACCAUCCAGUGGGGGUCCCACCCCCCGUGAUCGCAGCGUGGACAGCACCCGAACCCAGGGAAGCAGUAAGAAGUCCAUAACCACCUCUCUGCGGGAAGAAUUCACAUCCAAUUCGGCAAUUAGUCCAACCCCGCUAGAAUCAAUGCGGAACUUUGGCAACACCCUUAAUCCUUUGAACCACAUCCCUGGAAUGAUGAGAGGCUUUGGCCGCAACACACCAGAGACUCCCACCGGCCGCUCUGUGUCCCCUUCUGGUCUUGAUAGAUUCAAGCCAUCGCCUGCCUCGGUGGAAACUAACAGUGGGGCGCCCAGUCCGCUGCCUGCGGCGGCGAAAAUCGAUCCUCCCAUUCAGCGUCUCCUUGAGACUCAAGAUGCGCAGGCCCUCCGCAUUGGGGAUGUAGCUGUUCUGCUGGAGGAUUACAAGAGGUUGGCUGCAGCCCUCUUUAAAAAUACCGAGUCCCGGUGA
This is a messenger RNA of Penicillium olsonii, 2139 nucleotides long. Lineage: Eukaryota; Fungi; Ascomycota; Eurotiomycetes; Eurotiales; Aspergillaceae. The record is from the annotation of a GenBank genome assembly.